This is a messenger RNA of Dichomitus squalens LYAD-421 SS1, 1648 nucleotides long. RefSeq lists its product as uncharacterized. The transcript is spliced from 3 exons. The record is from RefSeq and is a predicted model, not a curated record. Gene Ontology annotation, molecular function: protein binding. NCBI's taxonomy places the organism in Eukaryota, Fungi, Basidiomycota, Agaricomycetes, Polyporales, Polyporaceae. Bases 160 to 1533 code for a protein of 457 amino acids.
CUUCCAUCAUCAGGGUCCUUUUCGCAAAGCCAGUGACCGCCUUUUCUCCGCCCGGACUCAGAGUUGUACAUAUUUCUAUGGACCGGGAUUUUCAUAGAGCAAAAAAGUGACCAGCGGCACAAACGGUUGCCAUCCUGUGCGAUUGCUAUCCAACUCCCCAUGCCUUUGCCAACUGACAUGGAUACAUCAUUGAAGAUCAUCAGCAAAGAGUUCGGCUUCAAAAUAUCUGACAAGCGGAAACCCACCAACGUUCGUUUCUCCGUGUCUGAGACGUUGAAAGCAGCAGCUCGCCUGGGUAGGCGACCAUAUCGACCCCACCUUGCCCCUGUGUCACUCAAUCAACAGGCCGCUACCCUCCCACCCGAGCUUCUCGACCACAUCCUCGAUUACCUACAUGAUGAUAACGAAGCCCUCCGCAAUUGCUCCCUCGUUUGCCACGCGCUCGUCCCGUCCGCUCGUUACCACCUGUUCCAGAAAGUCAAAAUCACCCAAGAGAACUUUGUCCGUGCAACCACCAUCUUUGCAGGAGACUCGCCUCACCUCACCCAGUAUGUUCGUGAUCUGACGCUUGAACUGCCCAUGGGUUCCUUGAAUUCCACCCUCGGUCGCUUGCGAAGUCUCCUCGCCAAUGAAGAAGCCCCAGUCCUUCUACGUGUCUUCAUGCUCGUCCUCUCCCCUCGAAUGCCGAACGUUCUCCGUCUCACGCUCAAGGACGUGCCGGUCGACCAAAGCGUAGUCGCAAUGCUCGCACCCAAUUUUCCUCAACUGCAUACACUCUCACUCUUCGACUGCUGGUUCUCCUGUAACGCGGACUUCUACGCCAUCUUGCGUGACCAUCCCGCCGUCCGCCACCUUCGUUGCGGCAGAUUGUCCUCCCUCUUUGGCAGCGAAGCCUUGUCGCAGGAAGAUGUUGUGCCCCCGCGGUCACUACAAACGCUGAAGAUCACGGAGGCAUACUCAACCUCGCCACUGACCCUCAUACCUUGGCUGGUGACGCACAGUAACCCAGAGCACUAUACCUACACGCUCUAUCGUCUGGGACAAGUCACGAAGCUCAAUCAGUGUCUCGUCCAGCUCUCUUGCUUGAAGCACCUGCACGUCAUCUUCUACAGGUGGCGCACAGAAGACGUAGAGGAAGUGGCGGUCACCCCGGCCGUGCUCACCCUUAUACCCCGCCACCCUCCCACGAUCACUACGCUGACCGUAGAUACGAAGAUACAUUCAGUGCUUCUUGCCGUUAGCCUUCUCGGCCAUCUCGAUCCGCACGCCUUUGCGCACCUCCGGACUUUGAACAUCCUUAUGCACCUACAUGAGGAGUUCGUGAAGGAGGUACCUCUGGAGUCAUGGGCCGCUAUGGACCAAACGCUGAGCGUACUGCUGUCGCUUGGAGCUAUCAACGUCUGCAACGUAUGCAGCGACAUGACCCAUCUUGAGGCUGGCAAGGAUGCCGUCGAAGCGCGUUUGCCGGUACUCAGCGUGCGCGGGUUGCUGAGAUUCGACCAAAAGUGGCAGCCGCUGCAGCUGAAGUUUUGAACGUGAGUAGGAUGCUGAUGACGCAUGCAAAUCCUGUCCUUUCUUGUCGCCGUCUUCUUGCCAGUGUGUAUACAUAUUGAGUCUUCAUUCAAUCGUUACUAUCGCUCCUUAUCCU